UAAACUGAUAUCUUUUGACCACAGAAAACGUCACUUUGACACCCAAAAAUGAAUCAAAACGGUUUCUUCUGGUCUUGAGAUAUCUAAAGUUUAAAACGUCUUAUAAAAGAAAAAUGAAAUGAUUCCGCGCUUUACCAACCUUUUCCGUAUACCACGAACGUCAUUUCGUGCAUGGUACCUUUCCGACGUACGACAAAAUUCGGGAUUUGGGAGUGUUAGUUUCGACGACGAUAAAUUUGAAGCGGUCGUGGAUGUCGAGCAGUACCAAUCAGGAGAUAUCAACGUGGAAGUCAUGGACAGCACAAUAAUAAUUCAAGCGAGACAAAUCGACAAACAGGGUGAUCACCAGUUAGUUUCGAGCCAGUUCAUCAAGAAGUUUAUCCUGUCUAAAGGGUACUACGACAUGAACAACGUGGAAUCGACGUUGUAUUCAGACGGAGUACUCAUUGUGACCGUUCCAAGGAACCGAACGGUGGACGAGUGCUGUAGGAAAAUCCCCAUCGUGCAAGCCGGGAAGCCGUAUAGGUCUUGAAUUUCGGAAUGCAAUUUUUGUGUAUUGCUCAUUUUCACGCACAUCAAAUACAACAAAAUGGUUGGAAAAACA
This is a messenger RNA of Zophobas morio, 604 nucleotides long. Its product is annotated as protein lethal(2)essential for life-like. The record is from RefSeq and is a predicted model, not a curated record. The transcript has a single exon. The coding region runs from base 119 to 532 and encodes 137 amino acids. Gene Ontology annotation, biological process: protein refolding; response to heat. NCBI's taxonomy places the organism in Eukaryota, Metazoa, Arthropoda, Insecta, Coleoptera, Tenebrionidae. Gene Ontology annotation, cellular component: cytoplasm; nucleus.